This is a messenger RNA of Aspergillus vadensis CBS 113365, 1216 nucleotides long. Its product is annotated as NAD(P)-dependent alcohol dehydrogenase. The transcript has a single exon. Gene Ontology annotation, biological process: alcohol metabolic process. Lineage: Eukaryota; Fungi; Ascomycota; Eurotiomycetes; Eurotiales; Aspergillaceae. Bases 41 to 1192 code for a protein of 383 amino acids. Gene Ontology annotation, molecular function: alcohol dehydrogenase (NADP+) activity; zinc ion binding. The record is from RefSeq and is a predicted model, not a curated record.
CCACCACACAAUCACCACACAAUCCAACCCACACAACAAAAUGCCACCAUCCCAACCCCCCGAACACUUCCACGGCUACCUCUCCAAUUCCCCCACCACACCCCUGACCUACGCCCCGUACACCCCGAAACCCUUCACUCCCACGGACAUCGAAAUCAACAUAACCCACUGCGGCAUCUGCGGCACCGACCUCCACACACUCCGCUCCGGCUGGGGUCCCAACACAACGACCUACCCCUGCAUCGUGGGCCACGAAAUCAUCGGUAUCGUGACACGCAUCGGCUCAUCCAUCCCCACCUACCCCAACACGACACCACUACGCAUCGGCGACCGAGUCGGCAUCGGCGCCCAAACCUUCUCAUGCCUACAGCCCUCAUGCGAGGAAUGCGUCGCGGGGAAAGAGAACUACUGUCCGCGCAUCACGGGCACAUAUAACAGCCGAUACUGGGACAACGAGACAGGAAAGCGAAGCGACGUUAUCGCGUACGGGGGAUUCGCGCGGAAAUGGCGCGGGCCCGCGGCAUUCGCAUUUCGGAUUCCAGAGAGAUUAGAGAGUGAGGUUGCGGCGCCGUUGCUGUGUGCGGGGACGACGGUGUUUGCGCCGUUGAGGAAGUAUCUCGGUGAUGGGGCGGAUAGUGGGAAGGGGAAGACGGUAGCGGUGGUGGGGAUCGGUGGACUGGGGCAUUUGGGAAUUAUGUUUGCGAAGGCGUUGGGGUGUGAGCGGGUUAUUGGGAUAUCGAGGAGUAAAGGGAAGCGAGAGGAUGCUGUGAGGGGAUUAGGGGCUGAUGAGUUUAUUGCGACGGGGGAGGAGAAAGGGUGGGAGAAGAAGUGGAGUCGAUCGGUGGAUUUGAUUCUGUGUACGGUGGAUGGCGAUGAUAUGCCCCUUGGGAAGUAUUUGAGGUUGUUGAAGGCCGGCGGGACGUUUGUGUUGGUGGGUGCGCCGGAGAAGCCGUUGCCCAGGAUGAGGGCGUUUGAGUUGAUUGGGAAGGGGGUUAAUGUGACCGGGUCGAAUAUUGGGAGUCGUGAGGAUAUUAGGUGUAUGUUGGAGGUUGCGGCGGAGAAGGGGGUUAGGCCGUGGGUGGAGACUAGGAGGAUGGAGGAGGUUAAUGAGGCAUUGAGGGAUAUGGAGGCGGGGAGAGCGAGGUUUAGGUAUGUGCUGGUUAAUGGGGAGGAGAGGGGGAGUCGGUUGUAGUUUACUCUUGAGUAUAGAUUUGGG